UUUAAUUGCAUUUCAUUAUAAUGAAUUUUGAACUGAUUAAAAUCCAAACUAACUCAUUAUUUGCAAAAAAUAAAAAAUCAUUUUUUUUCACUGAAAUUCACACGACAUGCGUGUUAUGUAACAUCGAUUUGUAAUCAUACGCUGAAGUGCCGCGACGAAAAAAGGAAGUUAUAAUCUGGUUCAACAGGAAAUUGAAUGCAAGAAUACCUUGUCAUUUUACAGGAAAAGACGAUUUUGAUGAUGGAUCAAUCUACUUUGUACCUAUGGUUGUUUUUAGUAUUAAUGGUGGCAACAACCUCAGCAAACAAUUUUACGUUUGAGGCCAACGAAACAAAGCGGUUUGUUUAUGGACAUGAUGGAAUGCAGAUGUAUUGCACUGUUUGUGCACCUGGAAUGUAUGAUAAAGAAUCCAAUCCUGAGUGUAUAAAAAAUAAUAACCUUCAAAUGCCAGGAGGUGGACAAACACCGAUGUGCAAGGAGAGCGCAACGGGCGGGGUCAUUCCAGGCUGUGGACCUUUGCCAAUGUCAGAUGGACUUUUCUGGAAGACGAAGUCCGGUAGACAAGUUCAGACCAAUAGCACGGUGUAUGAAGUGUAUACCCCGCAGUGUAGAAACGGCGAAUUAAACAGAGACACAGCUAAUGUCCGCUGUUGGGAGACAUUAAGGUGGGAUGUCGACCCAGCUGACUUCCGGUGCACAGAUAUUCCAUUCUGUUCUACUAUCUGCAUUAUUGGGAUCUGUGCUGGGGUUGGUGCGCUUGUUUUAGCUGCCUUAAUAACACUCAUUGUGUAUGCUGUUUAUCGUAGCCGGCGGAAAACACCCGUCCCCACCGAGGAGCCUGAUGAUGCCCCAUUGAAGGAAUCCACAUACAAAGUCAGCAAUACCCCCGGGGGGCAGCAACCUGAAACAAAGGGGGAUUUUGUACAAAUGACAGUUGCGAAACAGGAAUCGGCUUCUGCCUGAGUACAAAAACUUCCGCGACUCACGUGAUUUAUAAUAAUGACACAAACGAAGACUGACAGGGAACAUCCAUAUUCUCAUUUAGAUACGGACAUAAAUGCAUUUAAUUACACCUGUAUUGAAUGUGGCAUAAUGUUCUGGAUGACAAUUGCCUCUGUAGUAAAAUGUUUAGUUCCCGCUCUUUAUUCUUUAUACAAUUUUAGUUGACGCGGAAAAUAUCAAAUUUCUUGCAUGUGAAUUUUUGGUAUGAACAAACACUGUGGCUUAUUAAUCAAACACUUUUUAUAUUCCAAUACUGUACAAUGUAUGUCCUUUUCUAACGUCAAAUACGUAUUAAAACUGUGAGAUCUUUGUUUUUACUGCAUACUUGUUUGUGCUUUUUCCAAAUUUUCAAAUAAAACUUAUAAAUUGAAGAAAACAAAAA
Magallana angulata is the source of this 1384-nucleotide messenger RNA. RefSeq lists its product as uncharacterized. The transcript is spliced from 6 exons. Lineage: Eukaryota; Metazoa; Mollusca; Bivalvia; Ostreida; Ostreidae. The record is from RefSeq and is a predicted model, not a curated record. The coding region runs from base 196 to 963 and encodes 255 amino acids.